AAGAGCCAAACGUCUAAAUAAACACAAAUUACAUACAUUAUUAGUUUUUACUUUCAUGAUUAACUUGUAAAAUCUUGCUCAUAAAGCGUUUUUUUUUUAAUUCUGUGAACAUUAAGAUACAAGAAACAUUGGACACAUAAGUGGGACAGAUUCUUCUUGCUAUAUACGACGUAUCUAUAAAAUGGAUUUAAAUAAACUCCCAAAUGACAAAAAGCUUGAGCUUUGUAGGAACUAUUUCAAAGUUGGAUGUGUAUUUUUGCCAUUUGUGUGGGCGGUUAAUGCAGUGUGGUUCUUUAAUGAUGCCUUCAAAAAACCACCAUUUGAUGAACAAAAGGAGAUUAAAAAAUAUGUGGUAUUUAGUGCAAUCGGAGCAAUAAUAUGGAUUAUAGUGCUCUCUGUUUGGGUGGCAGCAUUUCAACUGAAUAGGGUGGCGUGGGGCUCUGUUGGAGAUAGUCUUUCAUUUAUUUUACCCUUGGGAAGAGCUUAAUAUCUUAUAAGUUUAUACUUAGAUUUAUAUCUAAUUUGUUAAUAAGUAAAUUUAUUGUAUUAAAUAAAAUUGACAUGCUGAGUGCACUGUAUAUGA
Messenger RNA from Pieris brassicae (large cabbage white), 583 nucleotides. It is a transcript of the gene pen-2, whose product is annotated as gamma-secretase subunit pen-2. The transcript is spliced from 3 exons. Gene Ontology annotation, biological process: Notch receptor processing. Gene Ontology annotation, cellular component: gamma-secretase complex. The coding region runs from base 182 to 487 and encodes 101 amino acids. The record is from RefSeq and is a predicted model, not a curated record. Lineage: Eukaryota; Metazoa; Arthropoda; Insecta; Lepidoptera; Pieridae.